Scaptodrosophila lebanonensis is the source of this 857-nucleotide messenger RNA. RefSeq names its product trypsin iota-like. The coding region runs from base 4 to 780 and encodes 258 amino acids. The transcript has a single exon. The record is from RefSeq and is a predicted model, not a curated record. Gene Ontology annotation, molecular function: serine-type endopeptidase activity. Gene Ontology annotation, biological process: proteolysis. NCBI's taxonomy places the organism in Eukaryota, Metazoa, Arthropoda, Insecta, Diptera, Drosophilidae.
GACAUGUUGGUCUCAAAGGGCUUUCUACUGCUCCUGGCUGUUAUCCUAUCGGACGCUCAUCAUUUGCCAAAAAACACGAAUAUAAGCCGCAUUAUAGGCGGCAUUGAUUCGACGAUUGAGGAAGCACCCUGGCAGGUCUCUCUACAGCUCUCUCUUCUAGGAAUCAUAGGAAUUCACUUUUGCGGUGGCUCCAUCUACAGAAGCAACAUCAUUGUGACCGCGGCCCAUUGUGUAGAAUACUUGAAUAUAACUCCAAUGUUCUUCAAAGUGCGCGUUGGUUCCUCAAAUAACAGAAUUGGUGGAAGGAUGUACGGCAUUCAUAGCGUUAUAAAGCACGAGCUAUAUGAUAAAUCAAAUUAUUCAUAUGAUAUUGCGGUAAUACGCCUAUUGAACCACUUAACAUUCAGUGCUACAGCCAGACCGAUUCAACUCGCUACAGUAACUCCGCCAGAUAAUGCCAAUGUUCGCGUUACUGGUUGGGGUAAGAAUGCCGCUGGGAUUUCACCAGCAAUUUUACAAAGCGUUGAUCUACAGAUCGUUAACAAGCAGCGCUGCCAGCAAAAGUUUAGCGAUUUAAUCACAGAUAAUAUGAUUUGCGCUGGCGAGGAAGGAGCAACCGCAUGCAGUGGCGACUCUGGAGGCCCGCUGGUACAUAAUGGUCAGCUUGUUGGUGUCGUCUCUUGGGGUCGCGAACUUUGCUCAACUCAUGUAGUUUUCGCCGAUGUUGCUGUACUGCGCAAUUGGAUUGAACAGGCGGCCAAUAGACUUUCCUAUGAAUGAAAAAUUAAAUAAAUAAAUAGAUUCGAAAAACGGGAAGCAUAAACCAAUCGUGCUACUCAAACUCUUUGAAUGGGCCA